This is a messenger RNA of Cylicocyclus nassatus, 2029 nucleotides long. NCBI's taxonomy places the organism in Eukaryota, Metazoa, Nematoda, Chromadorea, Rhabditida, Strongylidae. The record is from the annotation of a GenBank genome assembly.
GGAGCCCCGGAGCACCAAAAGCGUGAAAUGGGAGGGCUCCGCAGCACGAAGUGGCAAACCCCUGCUGGGCAGAGCCCGAAACCCUCCCAUUUUCGCUCCGGAGGUAUUCCUUCGACUGUCUGAGGAUCAAUCUUUCUGCGUAGAAAAUGGCACAUUGCACAUCUACUACGACUAUCUCGCUCUGAGAAUGGAAAUUGCUCUUUUUUCACGCAAAUGGUCAUUUAUAACCAAACCAGAUUCCUUCAUGUCUCCUAGCACAGGCCGAGACCACUUUUCUCUAAACAUCAUUGUUGCAAGUAGUAGUUUUGGAUCGGAAAAGCAUGAGAUUCCUUUCCGGUUCAUGGAGAGUAGACGUCCUUGCUUUGAUCGGCUAUCAACUCUGCCAAUAUUUUAGCGUGCAACAACUCUAUCCCAUAUUACUAAAUUAUGUACCACCAGUAAAAUGCAUAGAUGAUCACUGUUUCAAGGUGACAGCGAAGUGCUAUGCAGACUGUCCGGAUUGCGCAGAUGUUUGUUCGAACUCAUCUUUGAUUGGAGAGGACUUGUGCAGAGCAAAUAAUAGACCGUACUUUUAUUCAGCUGCAAUGGAGUACGAACAAUUCUGCGAUAGUUUUUACAAAGCAUUCUCCUCUUCAACAGUGCAAUACCUCGGAGUAUUACUCGGUAACUGUUUUGUGGGCUUUUUCGCAGAUAAAUAUGGAAGACGGAAAGUAAUCUUGAUUGCGUUAUCGCUAGGAAUACCCAACUUGGUCUUGUCAGGAGUCGUUAUGAAAUUGCAUUUCUACUAUAUGUUCCGUUUUCUUCUCGGAAUCAGUGUGUCAGCCACCCAGUGUAUUGGUUGGGCCUACUUUGCUGAGAUGAUAUCUCCUAAGCACCGUUUCAAGCUAAGAACCUUCACCAGUUGGACUAACGCUCGUUUGCUUAUGACUGCCGUAACACACCUUGCCAUGACAUGGAGACUAGCCACUUAUUAUCAUGCAAUUCUUUCGCUGUUGCCUCUAGCUCUGGUCUACUUUCUACCAGAGAGCCCGCUGUGGCUCAAAAGGAAGGGAUACCUUAAAGAAGAGGAGAGAGCACGAAGAAGGCUAGCAUGGAUCAACGGCAUGGAAUAUAAGAAGGUCGUCAAUGCUGAAGAAAAAGAGAAGAUAGUUCAGCAUCCACAAGUGUCGCUUUCGCAUGUACUGACUGAUGCCGAACUUCGCUCUAGCUUCCUCGUUCUCUGCGUGAUGUGGUUCUGUGCUGGACUCAGUAUGUAUAUGAUAGACCUUAACGGAGAGGACAUGACGAAAAACUUUUGGGUGGGACAGUACAUGUCGGCUGCAUUGGCUUCAAUCGUUCGCGUGAUAGUUGGUUUUGCUGACGCUUACCUACCUUGGCUGGGAAGACGCAAAGUUUACAUCCUUUCCAUGGGCAUAUGCAUAAUCGCAUCCGCGGGCUUGCUUAUCCAGCUACUUUCCGGAGCAAAAGGUUCCACCUUAUAUUUCAUCACUUACUUAACCGCUUACAACUCUAUAUCUGUGUCCAUGGAGCCCAAUUACCUGGGAGCUGCUGAGCUGAUGCCAACAGAUGUAAGAGGCAAAACAACAGCGAUGUUGAACAUUAUUACUCGUGUUGGAACCGUUCUGGCUUCACAAAUGAUCUACUUUAAGACAUUCUUUGAGCCGGCAAUCAUGAUUGUGCUAAUCAUUUCCAAUCUAAGCGGCUUUCUUGUAGUUACGAGAUGGCUGAAGGAGACGAAAAACAUCAGUCUAGAGGGCGUUGGACAUAACUUCAAAGCAAAUGAUGUUGAUAUCGAAGCACCGACUUCCAGGAGGCUCACGUCGGAUGGUCACAGUGGAUCCGUUCGAAUACGAGAUGUUCAGAAAGAAAAAGAACAGGCGUGAUUGCUGGCGGGAAGCACAGAUUUCUUAACAGCGGCGGAGCCAUCCAUUCACUAUGCCUGCGGCACUGGAGUUUUAGCAGAUAUACGAGAUUGAUAUUGUAGUCAAGUUGUUUGUAUGAUAUUCAUUUACAAUAAAUUAUGUCGGUG